AUGACUUUCAUGUAUCCACUCCCAGUGUCCGUCUCUCUGUCUCUUCUCUGUAUGCCUCCUCACAGGCCCGCUACAAAGAUAAAAGGCAAUGUCAUUGCUGAAGAUCAGUUGGCCCAGAUGGCCAAACAAAUGGAAACCUUCAAGGUGAAUCUGGAAGAAUUUGCGACCAAACACAAAGACCAGAUCAAAAAAGAUCCAGAGUUCCGUGUCCAAUUCCAGGAAAUGUGUGCCUCAAUAGGCGUAGAUCCACUUGCAUCCAGCAAAGGUUUCUGGUCUGAAAUGCUGGGUGUUGGUGAUUUCUACUAUGAGCUAGCAGUUAAGAUUGUAGAGGUGUGCAUGGCCACCAGCCAUCGGAAUGGAGGCUUGAUCCGUCUUGAUGAACUAAAAUCCCGGUUGGAAGUUUCUCGGCACAAGAACACUCAGGAGAUUAGCAUAGAUGACUUACUGCGAGCAAUCCGAAAACUAAAGACUUUGGGUAAUGGUUUCACAAUUCAUCCCAUUGGUAAAACAUUUCUCAUCCAGUCAGUCCCUGGUGAAUUGACAAUGGAUCACACCACAGUCCUCCAGCAGGCGCAGAAAUCUUACUAUGUGACUGUAUCAGGACUUGUGGAUACGCUCAAAUGGGAGAAGGAAAGAGCUAUCAAGGCAUUGGAGUAUAUGUUGAAAGAAGGGCUGGCCUGGGUGGAUGAUCAAGCUGAAGGAGAGAGGCAGUACUGGUUCCCUACUCUCUUCCCAGAUGCGCAGACACCUUAA
This is a messenger RNA of Acanthosepion pharaonis, 753 nucleotides long. The record is from the annotation of a GenBank genome assembly. Lineage: Eukaryota; Metazoa; Mollusca; Cephalopoda; Sepiida; Sepiidae.